AUGGAUGACUAUCAAUACUAUCAUGAUUUAAUCCUUUCAUCUAAAUGCAAAAUGUGUGGUAAAGCGUUUACAUAUGCAAAUAAACCAACAUUGGAUAGAAUAGAUAAUGAAAAACCACAUAGCAAAGAAAAUUGUCAGUUAAUGUGUUGUUAUUGCAAUGUCGUAAAAUCAAAUAAAGAUGAAGAUGUUCAACGUUUAAGAAUCAAUUUAAGAAAUUAUGCAUUAAAAAAUAAUUUACCAAUGACUUUAGAUUCAGUUGAAGCUUAUCACAUUCUCCGUAAUGGAAUUACUGGUGGUCUAUCAAAUGUUCAACAUCGUGUUAAUCUUAAAGGAAUCACGCACAUUAAUAAACUUUCAUAUAAUCCAGAAACUAAAACUGUAUCAAAUGAGGACACCACCAACAUUAUGACUCAUUUCGUUGGUGUUGACUUUAAUUCAUUAUAUCCUUCAUCAUUUUCAUCUAAUCCUCAUGAUUUCAUUCAAUAUACUGACCAUAAAAUGUAUAUGCCGGGAAGAUUGAAUGGUGUUAUCAUUUGUGAUAAAGCAACAAAGAAAACAAAAGCACUGGGAAUAAUUAAGAAGAAAAAUACUUUAUUCGUGGCUGAAGUAAAGGGUCACAUCGAUGAAAAAUACAUUAAUGAUUACAUUAACUUUUUACCGAUAAUAAGAAACUUAGAUAUUAUCACAGAUGAAAAAACAAUUGGCAGUUUUAUGUAUAAUUACAUGAAAUCAAACAAUCUACCAGUUGACCAGAAACAGAGAAAAUUAACUCAGUUAGCAUCAACACACAACCAAUAUCAACCAUUUUCUUCUUAUUAUCUUUGGUAUCUAAUCGACAGAUUUCAUUUUAUCAUCGAUGACAUUCAAUCAAUUUUAACAUUUACUAAAAACACUUGUUUUAAUGAAUUUGCGAACGAAUUUAUGAACGAAAGACAAAAGGCUGAAUUAGAAGGAAAUAAAGGAAAAAGUUUAUUUUGCAAGAUUUCACUUAAUGAAUCAUAUGGUUACGAUGCAAUGAAUACACAAAAUUACACAAAGACUAAAAUAAUGAAUGCACAGAAGGCACGCGUUGCAUGUAUGUCAAAUAAGUUUAAAAACAUAAGAGAAAUAGGAGAGGAUACAUAUCAAGUGAUGCUUAAAGAUAGAUUUUAUAGAUGUGAAACAUGUUUACAAGAGGCAUUCUUCACUUUAGAUAAUGCUAAAUACUGGUAUUUGGUUUUCAUUUAUGAUUUUAUGUAUAAAUGCAUGGAUGUUAAUCGUUUUCAUUUCAUUGAAGGUGAUACUGAUUCAUCUUAUUGGGCAAUCGCCGGCGAUCCAAAUCUUCCUAACACUCAAGCAUUUCAGGUGAUUAUAACCGAUAAACAAUUUUAUGAUAAAAACAUUUACAAAUUCGCACCUUUUAAUUUCUUCUGUUUUGAUGAGAAAUUUAAACCUAAAUUAAAGAAUAAAGCUGAAGAAAAAGCACAUGAGAAGAAGUUAUUGGGUUUAGCAAUUGAGAAACAAGGUGAUAACAUGGUUGCUUUAUGUCCUAAGUGUUAUACAUCAUUCAACGGUUCAAUUGAUGGAAGUGAUUUUAAAAAGAUUGCACAAAAAAUGAAGGGUGUUAGUUUACGACAAAAUAAACAAUUAACACCUAAAAAUUAUUUGGAUAUAAUAAAUGAUAAAGUUAUUUUCGAUGGUCAGAAUAUUAAUUUACAACUUAAAAACGGGUCAAUGACUCGCUUAACAAUCGGUAAGACUGCAUUAACAGGGGCACACACUAAGGCUGUAUGUUGUGAAAAUGGAUGUUGUAUGCCAUUUAUUUAA
Trichomonas vaginalis G3 is the source of this 1806-nucleotide messenger RNA. Its product is annotated as DNA/RNA polymerases family. The transcript has a single exon. Bases 1 to 1806 code for a protein of 601 amino acids. The record is from RefSeq and is a predicted model, not a curated record. Lineage: Eukaryota; Parabasalia; Trichomonadida; Trichomonadidae.